This is a messenger RNA of Varroa destructor (honeybee mite), 5091 nucleotides long. It is a transcript of the gene Unr, whose product is annotated as cold shock domain-containing Unr. The record is from RefSeq and is a predicted model, not a curated record. Gene Ontology annotation, molecular function: nucleic acid binding. Lineage: Eukaryota; Metazoa; Arthropoda; Arachnida; Mesostigmata; Varroidae.
UCCGCAGACCGCGCGUUCCGCGCACCAAGUCGUUGUCCCUGAUCAGUGCUAGCAAUUAGGCAAUCCCGAAUUUAAGCAAAAUUAACCGUUUUUUUCGCACCAAAUUCCAAGUAAUCUCAUCCUCAGACGGCAGACAAGCUGUCAUAACAGCAGUGUAACUAAAUUGCGUUCAAACCAGCUCAAGUGUACCGAGUCCCAACCAAGGAGCUAGCGUCAAGGCAAGGGGAACCGAGCAAAACCACGAUCACCGAUUAGCACUCGUUGCCGUCGUGAGGGGCAGCGCAUCGCUUUUCAUUUGCCUUCUGUCCAGCCAAAGAUGGCCGGUAGCAAGUGGCACGACCAGGUAUCAAGUGGGGUGGGUGGCGCUGGGGGUGUGUCGGACGGGUCGGAAGGUCGUGAAGGGGCGUUGGGUAGUGCCGAGCGUGAAACAGGCAUCGUCGAGAAGUUACUUAGCACCUAUGGAUUUAUUCGGUGCUGUGAUCGCCAGGCGAGACUCUUUUUCCAUUACUCGCAGUUCAGUGGGACAGUUGAACACCUUAAGGUGGGAGACGCAGUCGAUUUCGAAAUGACUUUCGACAAAAAAAGUGGCAAACCUAUCGCUGUCGCUGUGGCAAAGCUCUGCAGUGAUCCCACCCUCGGCAUGGGACACCAGCUCGUACAGGGUGUAGUGACGUCAGAACUGAACUCUGAGGGUCGCGAGGGGCGAGUGGCAUACGAGAAUUGUGGAGAGUGUUUCUUUUUCGAGUUCACCAGAGAUGAUCUGGAUCCGGCGGGAGAAACGCCAACACAUGGGCAAACCGUGCAGUUCGUAAUCACGGCAGACGGUGCAGGCAACCUGCAGGCUGGACAAGUACGUCCCCUAACGGCGCACGCACAAACUCCCGCUGCUCUGGGAGCACCACAUCUCGGUCCCCAACAUCAGCAAGUGCCCCAACAGCAGCAGUACGCCAUUGCGACGCCUAUGGUCGGAACCGUGUACCCGGGUGGUGUUGUCUUGCCAGUGGCUACAAUACACGCUACCCAGAUGCCAUUGCUCGGUCACCCACAUGCUCACCAGGUGCCUGUCACUGUCACACCGUUUCCUCCACACGGCGCUCAGGUUAUUCACGUGGUGAACGGGACGCAACCCGCGCCGAUGGUGAACAGCCGCAUGCUAACCGGAUUGAACGGCAACCUGCGCGACAGCGGAAUCGAACAAGCGAUUCCCCAGGCCACUGGCGUCGUCAAGUCUGUCCAACAGCCACAGCAAACGGCAGUUGUAGCUCAAGCCCAUACUACAUCAACAAGUCAAGCAGCAGCAGCAAGCACUCAGCAGCACUUCAGCGGACAAUCGACGAAGCAUCAUCAACAACAACAACAGCAGCAGCAGCAGAACAUCCAUCAGGGUGGCGCUGCAGGCGGGGGCGGCCAAACGUCAAAUAAUCAAAACACAAGUCACCAACAAACACAUCAAGUUCAACAACAACACACUCAACAGUCUCAACAACAACAAGCACAACAACAGCAACAGAAUCAGAAGCAACCGCAGCAGCAGCAACCCCAACAGCAGCAACCCCAACAGCAGCAGCAACAGGUGGCGGCGUCUGGUUCGCCCUCGCCGCAAAAGGCCCCGAAGGGGAAACGUGGGCCGCGAGGUGGUGAAGCCCAAGAUGACGAUGCCCAACAGGCGAACGGAAACAGCGGUGGUCGCUAUCAGGGCGUCGUAUGUACGCUCAAAGAGACGUAUGGCUUUGUGGAACGUGCCGAUGUCGUCAAAGAGAUUUUUUUCCAUUAUACCGAAGGCUAUCAAGGCAUCUCGUUAGGUGAUGAUGUUUCCUUUGACAUUUCCAUGAGGAAUAAUCGGGAGGUGGCCGUUAACCUACAACGUCUUCCUAGCGGUACUGUCGUCUUCGAGGACCUUGAAAAUUGUAUUCGCAGAGGUUGGAUUUCGAAAUUACCUAAUCAGACAGAGGAGCCCCUGGACGGGCGAGUUAAGUAUGAAGACAACGGUGGUACUGAGAAGGAGGUGGGCUUCGGUGACCGGGAUUUGGCGCCGCUCAUGUGGACAGUGCAAGUCGGUGAUCCAGUUGACUUUCAGCUGGCGACUGACCGUCGUGACGGGUUGAAGCGAGCUACUAAUAUUACAAUGGCUGUGACUGCGCCAACGGCGUUUGCGAAAGAGAAUCGUUUGUCAGGUACUGUUGUCGCGCUCAAGGAGAACUUUGGCUUCGUUAACUCCGAGCAAGGCAAUGUCGAGUACUACUUCAAGCUCAGCGAAGUUCUCGAUCAGGAAAUUCGAAUUGACACUACUGUACAAUUCUCGCUUGCAGCCGACCACAAUGGCCAAAGGCAGGUCGCCAUACGUUUGUGCAAAGUGCCGACGCCGGGUGGACAGACCCAAUCAAAUAAAAAGAAAACUAAUAGCAAGAAUGCAUCUGUCAACAACAGCGCCAAGUUUACUCAUCGCGGUUACAUUGUGGCAUUAAAGGAGCAAUUUGGCUUUAUCGAAGCUGAAAACCGGCAGGAGGAUCUAUUCUUCCACUACUCGAUUUUUGAAGGCGAUACGAAGGAUAUGAAUGUUGGCAGAGAAGUCGAGUAUGGCCUAUCGACAAAAAAUCAACGCCAGUGUGCCGACUGUGUGCGACCCCUUGAGCGUAAUACCGUGCCCGGCAUAGAACUAGUAUCAAAAGAUGUUUACGCCGGUAAAGUUGUGCGCUCGUUGCGAUGCUUCAACCCCGACCAAGAACCAUAUUGUGGCCUCGUACAGCUAAAGCCUUCACCCGAAGAGGCCAAGGAGACGGACGAAGCUGACCCGAACGCCAAUGGGGAUUCUGACACGAACAGCAAGGAAACUCCCGCCGAGUACGAAUUUAGCGUGAUGUCACUAUCGAAGAAGGGUGAAGUUGUGCACAAAGGAAACUCCGUUUCAUUCCAGUUAGCAGUUUGCAAGGUCACCCAGAAGGUUAUGGCCGUCAACGUCAAAGCUGUCCGAGAAAGAAAGACCGGUACCCUUGGUUCUCUGAAGGGCCAAUUCGGCUACCUCAACUAUGAGGCGGAAAAGGGCGCAGAGCCGAAGAAGCUGAUGUUUUCACUCAGUGAGGUGCGAAAUGGGUCAAACUUGCAGGUUGGCGAUAUCCUGGAGUUCGAUUUGGUGCGCACUGGCCGCAACAACAAACAGGUGGCAAUGAACGUGAACCGCAUCAAGGAGAAGGGGAAGGGUGCUACCCCACGUCCAGCAGCACUUGUAAAUCGGAUUAAAGCAAUGACUUUGUCUGAUGACGGGCCUCGUGUCAUUGCUAUCCGCGCACCAAAAGGACCCGAUGGAUCGCGCGGUUUCGCCCUGUCAUCGGCAGCAGCCGUUCCCGCUGUCGCCUAAGCAACGAGAGAGCUACUCACCGGUGUUAGUUCACGUAAAAACGUAUUAUUAUUACUACCAUUACAAUUAAUACACCCAUUUAGGGCUUACGUAACCUCGCAAGGCUAUGAUUUACGCGUGACAUCGUCCCAAUGCUAUAGCCCUAACUUAAAUAGAUUGUUGGUGCCGUAAAGCUUUUUUCACCGUUCAUCACUAUCUGUAUGAUCACGGCAAGCCAAUUAAUAAAAAGAGAAGUUGUGUUAAUAUCGGAGCGUGAUGCGUAGGAGCGCAACGCUGUCCCCCUAUGCUCAACGUAAUAACGUAUAGGAUAUAUGACUGGGUAGCUUUGAAAAAUUGCGUGAAGGCAGCAGACGAAGACAGGAGAAAGGGAAGAAGGAAUGAAAGAUAAUCGAUUAUUCUACCUAAAAGGCAAACGAGUGAGCGAAGGAGUUUUAGGGCAAACAUAAACGAAAACUGACAUAAGUACUAUUGUUCGCCAUUGUAGGCAGCAAACGCAGGCAGGCAAGCUUGCACGAAGUUAAAAAAAGGGAAGCCUCAAUUUUCAAGUGAUUAUUACCGAUCCCUCAACCGCCAAGUUCGCAGCAAUUGAGCCAGCAUUGAGUGUGAGGAAAAUAGCGCAGACACUGCGAGUCAAAAACAAUUGUAGGCUUUUAGCGGCGGCACGGGGGAGACGUUUUGCCAAGCUAGGAGUGGGUUUAAAUUUAAAGAAAUGAAUCACUUUUACUUACUUGCUUACUGCCUAAACACAGCCUGCAGGGAAACAUAGACAAUUUUCAAUGCCUAAUUUCGGACCUUAUAAUUUGCUGAAUAUAUUUCCCGCUCGAUGAUGUAUGCAAUCCCAGAGUCUCAAAUAACCUCUGGCAUCAUAUACUGGAAAGACAAUACUGACGCAAAUUGCUUUGGCAACUACCGUAGAAGAUAGUGUAAGAAACUAAAAGUAAAAUGAAAGCGAAUUGAUGACUACUUAUAGCCGAUGUGGCCCGGGCCAAUGUAUGUGCUCUAUUUACUCUGCUUUUGUCUCUGGCCCGAUGGCCAGGCGUUUAUAGAUGAUAUACUGUAAGAGUACUACUUCUAGCAGCAAUUGAUAGUCCUUCCAAGGCCUACUGAUAAUAAUGAUCACGCCCUUUUGGCUUUUUUCAUAUUCCUGUUCAACUUCGAUUGAUGAACGUUGAUUUUGUUGUUACUUCCACAUUUACUGCAAUUUGAACCAUUGCUACAAUAAGAUUUCGAACCAUCUAUUGUUCUACGAUAAUGACAAUGAAGAAUGUUUGAUGAUAAUUGAAGUUUCUAAUAACAAUACUUUUUUUAGCACUCGAUAAUAGUGAGUGAGAGAUGGUCGAUUGGCAAUAGCAGUUCUGUCGACACACCAUAGUAGUACUGAACGAUCUAUUCAUCUUGAGUAAUGGGUAAUAAUUAAUAACCAUGAGAACUUUAAGUAUAGCAGCAGUUACGAGAGCAUAAAGGAAAGAAAAAAGCCGACAAAGAGAAUAGAGAAAAAAAAAAGCAAAGAAGUAACAUUGCAAAAGACCUAUAACCGAAUUUUGAAGUUCAGAACAGAAAAAUGCGCAUGCAAAACACAAGCAAGCAAACCGAGCAACAAAGCCAGGAAGCAGACAAUUGCAGUUAUAAAGAAAUCACAAAGACAGAGCAGGAGGCGCUAGCUAAAUCAACGUAUCUCGAACACGCCGGAUAGAUGGGACAAAAUAAAGUAAAACAAAAAAAAACAGGCCAGAAAA